AUGAUAGCGCGCAUCACCACCCCGCCUUCUGCCGAGGCCACACCUCAUAGUAAAGUCUUGAACCCUAUUCUAUCUAGCUAGAAGGGAUUCAUCUUUUUUUCUUCAAUAACUCCAUGGACAGUGGCCCAAAUUCUGAUGUUAUCUAGCUGCGUAGUCUGCCUAUCCCUUUCAGGUGAGAAAGUCGCCGGGCUAAGUUGCAGAUACCCUACAGGCCUUUUGCCUUUGGGAAACAAGAAGGGGAAGGUAAUUGACCAUUUCCAUGGAGAGGGAUUACCAGAUUUGGGAUUGGAGCCGGCUGAAAAGGCAGCAGCGCUAAACCAUGUUCUGAAGAAGAAGCAAGAUCCGACGGAACCAUCUCUGGAGAAUCACAUAGAGUCGGAAAACGUAGAGACGCAGAAGGCUGUGGACAGCCAAGGGGCAGUGCCGGCCGGUCAGGAGCCAUCAAGGAUCCUCCGCAGGAGUAUCCGUCUGCAUGCCUCGAAGGGGGCCGCCUUCGAGAUAUCAGGACGAGGAGCUUGUGGAUCAAAAAGAAGCGGCGAGGACGAUCCAGAUGGAAAACUCGAUCGGCACAGCAGAUCGGAGAAGCUGGCGCUCCUGACAAGCCGUGCAUCGAAGCGACUCGCCGGCCUGGAACCCGAUCCUACGGUCGACAUUGAAGUUGGCGACAGGUCCCUAAAGAGAGGCCGCCCUUCUACUCGAUCCAGAAGCCGUCUCGUCCCAAGUCCCUUCAGCGACAUCCGCGAUCUCGCGGCGGAUCCACCGAAGUUCGAGGAUGGCUCUCCGGGAGGACGAGUCGGCUCGGCAGACCACGCCGGCGCCGGUGACACGGCAGCGGAAUUCGCCGUCACGUCGCCGUUCGGCGAUCGCUGGCCGGACCCCUGCAUCGAGUUCGCCUUCAAGACGCUGACGGGGCAGAUCCCGGUGCCGGAGGCUGCCGCCAUUGGGGAUUACUUCUGUGAGUGGCUCUCUCCACCACCCGCCGCAGCAGACGGUGCUCCGACGCCGCCGGAGGUCCCAGAGAAGAGCCUCUUCCCUCCGUCAUAG
Spirodela intermedia is the source of this 1044-nucleotide messenger RNA. Lineage: Eukaryota; Viridiplantae; Streptophyta; Magnoliopsida; Alismatales; Araceae. The record is from the annotation of a GenBank genome assembly.